GAUACCAGUUUUGGUGUUCUUGAUGCUCAGGAUUGCUGUACCUUUUCACAGUUGUUACAGUGAGCUGAGUAAGCAAACUCUGGACACUGGAAAAUUGAGAAGUGAAGUCUUCUUACAAAGAGCCUGCAGCACACAGACAAAGCAGUCUGCUGUGACACCUGGCAUGAGGAAGAUGGAUGGUGAUAGCUCCACGACGGACGCUUCUCAGUUAGGAAUUGCUGGAGAUUACAUUGGUGGCAGUCACUAUGUGAUACAGCCUCAUGAUGACACAGAGGACAGCAUGAAUGAUCAUGAAGAUACAAAUGGUUCAAAGGAGAGUUUUAGAGAACAAGAUAUCUAUCUUCCAAUUGCAAAUGUGGCAAGGAUAAUGAAAAACGCCAUACCCCAAACAGGAAAGAUUGCUAAGGAUGCAAAAGAAUGUGUGCAAGAGUGUGUAAGUGAAUUCAUCAGCUUUAUAACGUCAGAAGCAAGUGAGAGGUGUCACCAAGAGAAAAGAAAGACCAUCAAUGGGGAGGAUAUUCUCUUUGCCAUGUCUACCUUGGGAUUUGAUAGCUAUGUUGAGCCUCUGAAGUUAUACCUCCAAAAAUUCAGAGAGGCAAUGAAAGGAGAAAAGGGAAUUGGGGGAACAGUUACAACUGGAGAUGGUUUAAGUGAGGAGCUCACAGAAGAAGCAUUUACUAAUCAGUUGCCAGCGGGCUUAAUAACUACAGACGGCCAGCAGCAGAAUGUUAUGGUCUAUACAACAUCGUAUCAGCAGAUCUCCGGUGUUCAACAAAUUCAGUUCUCAUGAUUUGAAGAAAACUUUGGAUCUGGGAACGUGAGAUGCAGAAGCUGUGCAACUCUAACGAAAAGACAGUUUUAAUGACUGGUGAAGAGAUUUCUCUCUUUGUAUAUUAAAUAGCUGUAAUGUAGCUACCUGAAGCUUGACUAAUUGAGGUAUGAAUUCUGACUCAAAUCUUUUUCAUGAAUAAUUUUAAAGAAACAAAUUGGAUUUUAAAGGUAUUAAAGUAUUUUUGUUUUGUACAAGAGUUUGUUGCUCUGUAUAACUCCUGUAUGCAUUGUAUAUUGCAAUUUAUUACUGUCAGAGAUUUGUAGACAGUUUCUUAUUUUCAUAUUGAAUCAUGUUACUUUUGUAAUUCAGGUAAACAGCUGGGUUAAUUCAUGUUUACCCUUUGAAUAAAAUUGUAAGGGUAAAGUUCA
Molecule: messenger RNA, 1200 nt
Organism: Meleagris gallopavo (turkey)
Lineage: Eukaryota; Metazoa; Chordata; Aves; Galliformes; Phasianidae
Gene: NFYB
Product: nuclear transcription factor Y subunit beta
Biological process (GO): regulation of transcription by RNA polymerase II
Cellular component (GO): nucleus; CCAAT-binding factor complex
Molecular function (GO): protein heterodimerization activity; RNA polymerase II cis-regulatory region sequence-specific DNA binding; DNA-binding transcription activator activity, RNA polymerase II-specific
Source: RefSeq, a predicted model, not a curated record